CUCAGGGCUGAUCUUCCUCAGCAAAAAAUAAGUAAAUAAAUAAAAUUGCAGGCCCCUGGCCUCUACUCUAGACUGACUGAAGCAGAAUUUCCUAGAUGUAGAGACUAGACAGCUACACAUUUACAAGCCCCCCUCAGUGAUUCUUCUGUCUACUACGAUGUAGUAGCUGAUAUGAAGAUGGAGUUGACUAGGCUGGCAACUGCUGGUGUCCUCAGGACUUCUGUAUGUGCCUGAGAGAAUGGUGAGGCUGUGUUAAAGGAUUCGGCAGCUAAGGAAAGGGAGAGAUUUGGAGGUGCAAAGAAUGCAUUGUUUGACGUGUGUCAGACUUGACUUGCCAGCAGAAUAGUUUGUGCAGUGGGAUUGCUUGGGAAUCUAGACUGGUUACCCAGGGAAGGAGCCAGGGCAUUAAAUAAAGCAUGGGUUUUUAAAAAUAGAUUUAUGGGUAUCUUUAAGAUACUGUGCCACUUAUUUGCUGUUUUAGUCUACUCUGUUACUGGAAACAAAUAGGUGGUUAUGAGGAAAUAGCUGUACUCGGAGAGAAACCAGGGACCCUGCUCAGUGAAGCUUUCAUGGAGACCUGCGUGCCCCCACACAGGUUCUUAGAUGGCUGGAGCCCCGGGCAGCAGCCUGACCCCACUGUUGUCUGACUGAACCCAGCCACGACUGUCUGAGUGGGGAGAUGAGUUGUGCCGAAACGCUAGGUCAGGGGGCACCACAGACCGAAUGAAAAGAGAUGUACUGCUGUCUAGAUUCUCGACAGCUGGAAUUGGUAAGAUGUGCUAGGGCUGCGUCUGUGCAAAGUAUGUCUCUUGUACUAAUAAGAAUUGUUACUCUUUUCUUUGGAGAAGUGGUUUGAUUUUGUUAUUCGUACUGUUUUUGGUUUCUUGGAUGAUCCACGCACCCCAGUCAGAAGGCAUCCCAUCUCAGGUUAGAAUGAUAGAGGCUUUCCAGACCCAGAGAUCCUCACAAACAAGAUUCUGUGCCUUUGGUCUUCAAAAUUUUAAGUCCUUGGUUUUCCAAGAGUCACAGCGUCCAUCAAAUGGAAGAGGUGUACCCAUGCACAGUGAAUCAUUCUGCAUAAAUCACAUAUCCUGCUUUCUUAGCGACUAAAGAUAGAGCCUGAAGGAACUCUGAUUGCCGUCCUUCAGUACCUUCGGCAUGAAGUUAUUAGUAAUACUUUUAUUUUCUGGACUUAUACUUGGCUGUAGAGGUAACUCUUCCUAUAGUUUUCCACCCAAGUUACUGCUGGUGUCCUUUGAUGGCUUCAGAGCUGACUAUCUACAGAACUAUGAAUUUCCGCAUCUCCAGAAUUUUAUCAAAGAAGGUGUCUUGGUAGAGCGUGUGAAAAAUGUUUUUAUCACAAAAACAUUUCCAAACCACUACAGUAUUGUGACAGGCUUGUAUGAAGAAAGCCAUGGCAUUGUGGCUAAUUCCAUGUAUGAUGUAAUUACAAAGAGACAUUUUUCUGACUUGAACGACAAGGAUCCUUUUUGGUGGAACGAGGCAGUGCCUAUCUGGGUGACAAAUCAGCUCCAAGGAAACAGGUCCAGUGCUGCUGCCAUGUGGCCUGGCACCGAUGUGCCCAUUCACAACACCACACCUUCCUACUUUAUGAAUUAUAGCUCCUCAGUGUCAUUUGAGGAGAGACUAAACAAUAUUACCGUGUGGCUGAGCAAUUCGAACCCACCAGUCACUUUUGCAACACUCUAUUGGGAAGAACCAGACGCAAGUGGCCACAGAUAUGGACCUGAAGAUAAAGAAAACAUGCGCAGGGUGCUGAAAGGAAUAGAUGACCUCGUCGGUGACCUAGUCUACAAACUCAAGACGUUAGGAUUGUGGGAAAAUCUUAAUGUGAUCAUUACAAGUGAUCAUGGGAUGACCCAGUGUUCUCAGGACAGACUGAUAAACUUGGAUUCCUGCAUCCGUCGUUCAGACUACACUGUGAUAGAUUGGACCCCAGUUGCUGCUGUACUUCCCAAAAUAAAUAGAACUGAGGUUUAUAACACACUGAAAACCUGUCACCCUCACCUGAAUGUUUAUCUCAAAGAAGAGAUUCCUGCGAGAUUUCAUUACCAACAUAACGAUCGAAUUCCGCCUCUUAUUUUGGUUGCUGAUGAAGGCUGGACGAUUGGGCGAAAUAAAUCAUCAUCAAAAUUAGGUGACCACGGCUAUGAUAAUUCUUUGCCUAGUAUGCAUCCGUUUCUAGCUGCCCACGGCCCUGCAUUUCACAAGGGCUACAAACACAGCACGAUUAACAUUGUGGACAUUUAUCCAAUGAUGUGCCACAUCCUGGGAUUAAAACCACAUCCCAAUAACGGAACCUUUGGUCAUACUAAGUGCCUGUUAGUGGACCAGUGGUGCAUUAACCUCCCAGAAGCCAUUGGAAUUGUUGUUGGUGCGCUCUUGGUCUUAACCACGCUGACAGGCCUCAUAAUCAUCAUGCAGAAAAGAUACUCUGUACCCCAUCCAUUUUCCCGACUUCAGCUACAAGAAGAUGAUGAUGACCCUUUAAUUGGGUAAUGUGCAGGGGUUUAUACAAAGUGUCUUUGGUUAGUCACAAAACGAAGGAUACACCCAAGGAAUGGUGUUGUAACUAUGAAGAAGUCUACUGUGGAAGACAAAGAACUUAGACGGAGCAUGCUAAAGUUAUUUUGUUUCGUUUUUCCUUGUGUUUUGUUUUGGUGCAUUAGCUAAUACAAAAGACUCUGAUCAUAGUAAAAAUUGCUAGUAAGUCAUUAGUUAACACCAACUAUCUCUCUAACUAGAAACAUCUUUUUAAGAAAAAUUCUGCCUCUGCCUUUUUUUUUGCAAUGAAGAUUUGACACAUCUUUAGAUAAAAUAUACCAAAAUUUAGUAGGCAUGAUUUUCUAAUAAAUUUUUAUAUUUGUAAAUGAAACAACCGAAAUCUUUAUGCAACUAGUGGAUUCUGUGUAUCAGGGAGGAAAAGUUUCCUAUAUUUUUAUAUUUGUCUUUAAUAGAGUUUGUAUCCCAAGUAAACCCUGGAGGUAGGAAAUUCUCUGUGAUGGUUAAUAGAACUGGUUAACCAGGCUGAAAAGAUCUAGCAUGGGAAGAAAUUAUUUUAAGAAAAGCUAUUAUAAAAAAACAAAUGACGACCAUGUGAUACAGAGCCCGAGUCUUCACUGCUGUGUCUUUGUUAAGACCCUUUAGCUGUUGAAGUCUCUAAAGUUUUAUGUCUUGAAGAUUAUUGCUAAUAAUUAAGAAAAUAGAGAAAAGUACUUUUCUCUGUUUGUGCUUAAUGCCUUUGUGUAAGUUAUUUAGUUUGUGUGUGUGUGUGUGUGUGUGUGUGUGUGUGUACAGACUUUAUGUGACUUAGAGGAGGUCAGGUGGCUUGGACUGUAGGCAGGUGUCCACAUUCCCACUGAACACAGUUCUCAGGAAAGGUUGUAUUUGCACUUCGUAUUUGUUUACUUUCUUCUGACUCACAAGGUAAAAUCAUACUUUUAAAAAAUGCAGUAAUUUUUGUUACCUUUUUAACUUUCUCAUGUUGUUUAUUGUAACCAGAGAUAUACAGGUGCUCCAGAAAAAUUGAUGACCUGGAUACAAACCUGGUUUCGAUUGGGUCAGAAGGAGGAAGAGAGAUUUUUAUAUUUAUUUUUUGGACUUUUAUGUGUUACAGGCAACACUUGAGUAGUUAAAGCUCCUGGAGUAGUUAAAGCUACAAUGGAAUUUGGUAUCUUUUGAUCUUUUACAUUAUUCAUGUGGUAGUUGGUGGAAUAAACUCUUAGCACUCUGUUAACGUUCACUAGCCUGAGUGCUGCCUCUGCCUUUCUCUCCAGUAUUUGGUUCCUAGAAAUAAUCCCCCUGCUCAUAUUGUUUUUAACAUACUUGUUCAGAGCCAAGGGUUUGUGGUAAAGAACUGUCAUCCUACCUUUGCCAAGUGGUCCCUUCUAAUAAUCAAACUGAAUAUGAUGAACCUGAGUCGAGGCAGACUAGAUUGUAUCUAUCAGAGGGAAAAUUGGGCUCAAGAAGCAUUCAUCAGGACCUGAGGCAAGCAAUUAAUAGUGUGACCUUUAAAGUGUUGACAAUAUAAAAUAAAGUAGGUAACUGUUUCGCAGAUACAAAAUAAUCUACAGUAAAUAUGCAGCCCCCUUAAAAUGUUGUUUGUCGGUGAGAGUAAAGAACAGCGAUGCCAGUCAUCAGACAUGUCAGUCAUGCUAAAUACUGCUGAUUUCCUGACCCUGCUGUUUAGUGUCUAUUGUAUUUGGGGUUCUUGAGAAGCAUUUCCACACCCUGUGUAAGUAGUCCAUGCUGUUGGUCAUAAGUUGGCUGUAUUAAGAACAGCAUAGUGAAUAAAUGAAAUCAACCAAUAGGACUAAUGUUGCUUUUUGACAGAUUUUAUUUCUGAUUGUUUUUCCUCACAUAAAAAUUAUCCCAAAGGUUAAUAGUUGAUCUGAAUGAAACAAUGGAAAAUUUCUUUCUACUUAAAUUUCCAUUGAAAAAGAAAGACAAAGAAUAGACUAGUCCUGUUUAAAGCAGUGGACAUUUCUCUGAAGUGUCUAAAAUAGUAGCAGGAUAUUUCAUGUUAGUUGAGUAGAGCUUGAUCGGUGAGUGGUGUUGAGUUUUAGUGAUUGCAUUAGCUUGAUUGGCGGUUGUGAGUUUCAGAAAUCUGUCUGUGGCAUCCAGCCUGUGGGUGGAUUUUGUAUAGCAUGGGAUAGGAAGGGAAGCCUGGUGAAAAGACAUUUACCUGUUUGUCUUGUGUUUCAUUCCAUUCUCAAAAUAUUAACUCUAAUUAAAAUUGUAAAAUUUUAAUAUAUAUGUUGAUGGGACAAGAAAAGUAUUUAUUUAAUCAAAGAGAUGUUUAUAUAUUGAAUUUUAUGUUAAUUCAUUUGUAUCUUUAAAACAUUAUCACUGUACAGCCAAUGACUCCUCUAGUGCACUGAGAAAAUCUUUUAGUGAAGCCAGUGUUUUACAUUAAGGUUGUGGUGUUUUGUUAAAUAAUUGACUAGUAUGUAUGCUGCUGUUUUCUGGGUGGCAGAAAGUGUUUGGUUCCAGAAACGUUUAACUGUUUAUGGCACCAGUACUCAAAGGUAACAGGAGAACUUUUUAUUAAGUGUUUUUGUAAAUUCAGUGAGUGAAUUCAGAAGAAGUGUUUAC
Messenger RNA from Equus quagga, 5115 nucleotides. RefSeq names its product ectonucleotide pyrophosphatase/phosphodiesterase 4 (gene ENPP4). Bases 1159 to 2520 code for a protein of 453 amino acids. The transcript is spliced from 5 exons. The record is from RefSeq and is a predicted model, not a curated record. Lineage: Eukaryota; Metazoa; Chordata; Mammalia; Perissodactyla; Equidae.